Messenger RNA from Myripristis murdjan (pinecone soldierfish), 3409 nucleotides. RefSeq names its product UPF0687 protein C20orf27 homolog. The coding region runs from base 272 to 793 and encodes 173 amino acids. The record is from RefSeq and is a predicted model, not a curated record. Lineage: Eukaryota; Metazoa; Chordata; Actinopteri; Holocentriformes; Holocentridae. The transcript is spliced from 7 exons.
CUGUCUGCCGCUUCCUCAGGAGGAACCCCAGAGUGUCCAUGUCCCCUCUGCUCGGUGCGUAGGGAGCGCACCUCGGCCAAGCGCAGCCACUUGUGACCUCAGUUUGAUUCAGACCAAGCAGCAGUAAGGCUCAUUUGACGCUGCAGUAGACAUCCCGCCAGACAAAGCUUGGUGGGUGAUUUAUUCAAGGACACUGGGCGGCAGUACAGGAGGUCAGUGAUGACAUCUGCAAAAGAUUAUCCAGCUCUUCCUGGUUCCUAACCACAUUGCCAUGGCAACAGGAAGAAAAGGUUCCACCUCCAAGGGGGGUGGGGUGCGUUUCCCUGACGAUGAUGAGCCCCCUGGCUCUCCGACACGGCGAGACGACCAGUCAAACAAUGCAACCCUCAUCGCCAUCUCAGAAAAGGAUGGCAGCUAUCUGGUCAAGGCUGGUUUCCUGAAGAGUCACCACUGUUACGAGAUUGUCUUCACCGUCCCUGAUGUGCCCUCACUGGGCAGAGAGCUGUGCUGCCUCCCCUUGUCCUCCAUCAGUCUCCGGGUGCACCGCAUUACCUCCACGCUAGAGGGUGGAGUAAAGGUAACAUGUGAGUACAGGACUCACCAGGAGGGGGUCCUACAGGAAGAGAUCACUCUGGUGACCAGAGGAAAGAAAGACACCUGUAUAAAAGUCAGGCUCCAGGCCAGGGUCAUAGAUCCACAUCAUGGUACUCCCAUGCUGCUAGAGGGAGUGAGGUGUCUGGGCGCUCGGAAAGGUGCCCAGGAAAGGCACAGCAGUGACCGCAAGAGGAUAUGAGCCCUCCACAUAUGCUCAUCAGUGUUCUGAGGCUUGGUCGGGGCCCAAAGUGGCAACAUGGGAAAAUUGAAAUGCAGAUUAGAAACAGUUGAUGUCUGUAUUUUUACCUGACAAUCUAGACAAUUUUGUAAUGUUAUGUGGUUCCAUCAUGGCAUUCCCUGAAGUUCUUGAAAAGAAUAAAGGCUAAAUAAAAUAACAUAAUAAAAACUAAAAAAUUGAUGAGAUGAGACUUCAAGAGCCCUGCAGAGCCAUUUUGGGUCCCGACAAACAUUUGCUUAAUAAUGAGGACUGUCAGUGUGAACACCACCGGCCCGCAGCCCUGGAUGUGCAUUUGACAUAAAACUAGAUAGCCAUGAAGCCUCUGUUGUCACAGAGGGAGACCAGCACUGAAGUCAAGCCAGCUUACACACAUGCACACAUGCACACACGCACAAACACACACACACACACACACACACACACACACACACACCAAGCCCCAAAAGUAAAAUCGCACUGGUCAGAACUGCACACAGUCACACUGUUACAAUCAACUGUUUUUCCAAAGCCAAGUUACCAAGAGUUCAGGAUACUGCUAUUAUUUCGUACUGUUAGUGUUAGGAUAAAAUAUUAAAUUAUACAAAUACUCAAAAUUUAAAUGGCCCUUUAAACAUCCAUAUGAAACUGAAAUGCCCAUGAGAAACUCCUUUCCAUCAAAAGCCACAGGCAAAACCCCCCUUCAAAAUGCAAAAAUGGAACUUAAAAACAGCAAUGCAUUGUAAAAAGGAAAACUCACAAAAAUCUCAGCCUCACCAGCAGGUGAGCAGGAAUGGUGGAGAGAAUGUCCAUCAGGUGCUGUAAUUUCAUCUUUUGCUCCAGAUUUGUAGUAUUUUCAGUUCAUGGAAACUUUUAUUUCAGUCAUAACUUAAAUCUACAAAUUAAGAGCCACUAUUUUUUUCUUCACGGGUAACAAAUCUUCUCUCUCUGCUCCCUGGUUUCUCUCUCCUUGCCCCAACCAUUCCUUCCAAUUUGAUUCUUCCUUUGUUCUCUGGCCCCGCCCCCCCACAGGACCCACCAGUAGGCACUGACAUGACCAUUUCUGAACACUGGGUAUUUAUUCAUUACGGGCCAGGGUUUGGCAUGAAACACACACAAGGCAGAUCUAACCCUGCAAGGCUUUAAAAAUUUAGAUCAACCAUCAACCAUUGGAGUGAGAGUUGAGAUGCUUGAACCCAUGACCUUGUGCAUCUCAGGCAUACUGCAACCUCACCCAAACAACUUGUUAGCUGUCAGUGACAAUACAUGUUUAAAGAUCUCGUACACUUACCUGGAGUAGCUCGGUUCUAACAUGAGGAGUGUCAUUUUUCUGUCUGUUUCACUUAGUUCUCAGUAAGUAGUGCGGGUGUGGAAGCCCGCUCAGCGAGAUCAGUUUCUGGUUUGCCAUCAUGUCCAAAGUGGAGGCCUCACACUCCAUGCCCACCCAGAGAGAGAGGCCAAGUGUCUCUCCUCCAAUAGUCUCUUGUCAUACUUGCACCCUCACACGCAGACCUUCCUUUGUCCCCUAUUUGAAAUCUGAUGUCGAUCUGGCAUCACUGAUCUGAUGUUUAAAUAUAUCAUUUCAAUAAUUAUAAAUAUGGUUCUAUAUUUUUGCAUUUUUGGUAAUAUUCUUUUUUCUAAUUCUUUACUAAUGUUUCAGUAUUUUAUGUAUUUAUGUAUUUAUUUAUUGUUAUUUUUACCCAGAAAACAUGGGGAUUUCUUGUCUUUAAAUGUGUGUGAAAGCCUGAGGCUGUGUUUAGAUGCCUUUCACAAGCAUUUAAACUCUUCCUCAGUUUGCUGAGGAUCCUAGAUGCUAGACGACCCCCUGGGGUCCCUGGACCCCUCUUUCAAACCCACUGGUCUAACAAAAAAGGUCAAAAAAAAAAAAAAAAAAAAAAAAGCAAAUACACAUUAUUGUCCUGUUACUGUCACCCAGUCACAACAUUAAUUAAACUGAUGCUGGAUAACGUUUAUGCCAAGAAAUAGAUUAUCUUGACUGCGUUGAGCACUGCAGGAAGAGGUUCUCCAAAGGCAUUUUAUUCCACCACACAUGAAGUUAGAAUAAUUUUGUUAGCUUUACAUGAUCAACAUUUUAAGACAUCGCUAAUGGGACUCUGAUUGCACUGGAGCUUUCCACUGGAUCUAAUUGACAUAUUGCAAGUGAAUUUGUGUUGCAUGUUGAACAUGGGAAGAUUGAAAUCAGCAGGUGUUGGACAGUGUUCAGUAACAGGCUGACACACCGAUGACCUGGGGCCAUUUGCUCAAGUACAUGUGGGCAGUAUUGGUGCUAGGAGCCAAGCUAGAAACCCUGUUACUACUGGGCAGCGUUUCAAACCAAUCCAGCUGUCUAACAACACACUUUACAGUCACAGAUAUAAAAAAACAAAACAAAAACAAGAUGUGUUAUUCCAUGUUGUGCUUAUAACCCUAGAAAAUGUGGGGUGCAGUAAAGUAAUUUAUGAACCAGCUGAAGAGGAGAACCCUCAAAGUGUCCAUCAGUGCAGUUUACCACAGGCCAAGACAAUCCCAGGGGCCCAUGGACAGGCUGUCACAGGAGAGUUUAGUUUUACUUUCUUAAUUUUUAACCAAAGUUUUCUUAAU